CCAGUAACUAUGAUUAAUUAAGGAAAUUGAAAGAUUUAUCAAGAAAUUAUUGCCUGUGAUAACAUUUGAAAUCAAAUUUUUCUCAUUUACUCAGAUAAAGAAUCCACUUGUCUAUUAUUAUUCAUUAUAUCAAAAGUGACAUCCUUCUUUGGAACGGAACUUGGAAAAAAAAACUAUCUUUUCUAACCUGAAAUAGGAAAAAAUAUUUGAUAUAUCUUUAGAUAAUCUUCUGGCCACACGAAUUCUGUUCCAAUAAAAGUAUAAAAUCUCUCAUGACUAUGUCUGCUACUAGCGCAUCACCCUUGAAUUUUAGUAGUUUACCAUCCACAAUGAUAGUAAACAGCACUCAGUUUGCAAAGAUACCUUUGAAGAACUCAAUGAAUUUAACUACCGUGGAAGACUUGUCACCUGUUGGGUAUAGCAUAGCUGCUGUAGUGCUCUUCUUCAUCAUGUUGCUGGGAUGCUUCAAUAACCUGUUGGUUAUAAUAGUAGUAGGCGGAACUAAAAAACUCAGAACACCUAUGAACAGCAUCUUACUUAAUCUAAGUGUCAGUGAUUUUAUAAUUUCAGCAUUUGGGACACCCAUGAGCUUUGCGUCUGCUGUUAACAGGAAAUGGAUUUUUGGCGAAUUCCUCUGCGAAGCCUAUGCCUUUCUUAUGACUCUAACAGGUAUGACAGCCAUUGGCACCUUAGCAGCAAUCGCCAUUGAUCGUUAUAUUAUUAUUUCCCGGUCUUUCCGUGGUCAAGCCUUGUCUACAGUCUCCGCAACUGCGACCAUCAUUGUCAUAUGGGCUUAUUCUUUGGCACAGGCUCUACCUCCCUUAUUUGGUUGGAACAGAUACAUAGUGGAGCAUCCUGGCAUUGCCUGUUCUUUAGACUGGCAAACAGCUGAUACACUAAAUGCCGCCUUUAUUGCCUAUAUCUUCGUCCUUGGCUACAUCCUACCAGUGGCCAUCAUGAGCUUUUGUUACAUUAAAGUGAUAUGGAUCGUUAAAAAG
Messenger RNA from Stegodyphus dumicola, 998 nucleotides. RefSeq names its product green-sensitive opsin-1-like. Gene Ontology annotation, molecular function: G protein-coupled receptor activity. NCBI's taxonomy places the organism in Eukaryota, Metazoa, Arthropoda, Arachnida, Araneae, Eresidae. Gene Ontology annotation, biological process: G protein-coupled receptor signaling pathway; visual perception. The record is from RefSeq and is a predicted model, not a curated record. Gene Ontology annotation, cellular component: membrane.